Epinephelus moara (kelp grouper) is the source of this 6855-nucleotide messenger RNA. RefSeq names its product cold shock domain containing C2, RNA binding a (gene csdc2a). The record is from RefSeq and is a predicted model, not a curated record. The coding region runs from base 3430 to 3903 and encodes 157 amino acids. Gene Ontology annotation, cellular component: cytoplasm. Gene Ontology annotation, biological process: regulation of mRNA stability. Gene Ontology annotation, molecular function: mRNA 3'-UTR binding. Lineage: Eukaryota; Metazoa; Chordata; Actinopteri; Perciformes; Serranidae. The transcript has 4 exons.
GAGUUAGAGUCAAGAAUGAAAUGUUAAUCUUCUCUGUGAAUCUAUUAGAUCCUGUUUGAGUGACAGGUUUUUGGCAGCUCAUACAUGUCUGCACGUCAGACUUCACACAUCCAGAAUAUAGUUAAAAAACAGAAUAAUUAAGGUACUUUGCCUCUACAGAGGAGGACAUUUGCAUUUGACAUGUUCUAAUUCCUUAAAAUCCUGUAUAAAGAGAACAAGCAUCAAUGUUGUUUUUGAUCUUUUUCUUUGUAGUUUGACUUGUCAAGAGUCAGGCCUUGAUUUGCUUUGAAUAUAGCCCACAACUGGGACAUAUCUGUCAAAAUGUAAGGCCUGACAAAGCACAGGCUGAAUACAUAAAACAGUGCAUGUGUGUGCAAAUGCAGCAUACAAAUGCCUAGGCCCUGCUUCUGAUGGCACUGCUCCCGCUGAUCAGCUAAGAUGUAGGAUAAGUUGGACAGGAAGCCCGUCUAUUAGCUGCAUAUCUCCACACAUGCCUCAAUGGUCCAAAGUGGCCGUGUAAGAAUGUUGUCAUCCCAAUAUAAUAAGACAGUUGUCUCCUCUUUUUAUCCAGUCUGAAGAAAAAAAUGUCUGGAGCUCUUUCAGACAAAGUGGUCAUUCUGAAAUGUUCCAGACACUAUUUACCGGGCGGAGCUUCCUCAGUGUCCACGCUGCAUAACAACAAUACUAGCAACAUAACAAAUAUGCAAUAACAGAGCAGUAAACAAACCCUCCAGACAUGUUUAAGCCAGGUAUUAAAAUAUAAAAAAUCAUAAGUUGUGUCUGAUAUUAUUUUUUGUUUUUACAAAAAAAGGUUAAAUGUCAUGGUUAAAGUGCCUUGCUCAAGAUUCAAAAAACGUUAUUGUCUUUGAGGGAAAAUUUGCCUUACAGACUGUAGUCCAACACAAAUACAUAAAAUGCAAUACAAACAAGACAGCACAAGAUCCAUAUCUCCUACACUGAUGUUGUAAAUCAUGGGAAAAAGACACAAUGACACGACAUCCGGGGUUAUAAUCUGUUUUAAAAAAACAACCGGCCCAACAGAUGGAAAAAUCUGUAUUAGUGCUACCUUGGGGAGACUAAACUCACUGAUGGAAGCAUCUGAAACUCAACAUGUAAAGAAUAACGAUGGUCCAAAGCAGUCUGUGCUUGAGGUUACCCUCACUUUAUACAAGUGCCAAAGGUCAUUUAGGGUAGCACUGGUAAUUUUAUGGCAUGGCUUGACUAAUUUUUCCAGUUUGUACCUCUUUUCAAGACUGAAACUGCCAAAGCAGCAAAUCAUAUAAAAAGAAAGGGCAGACUCAAUAAAAGAAUAAUAAAACAUUUUUAUUGAGAGCAUCCUGGUUGCAUUAGUGAAGUGAAUUACAUCCAUAAUUCACUCUCUAGCACAAAAAAUGUGAGAAACGGACACACACUCAGUGGUCACUUUAUUAGGUACAUCUGUGCAAUCCAGUGCAAUCUAAUACAACUCUUAUGCCAUAAAGUCUGCUUUUAUUAUGCACAUAAUAUUCACUUUCCUUUAGACCCUCACAGGGGAUAAGGAAAAACUUCCCCCAAAAAACCCUUUAAUGGGGAAAAAAUGGUAGAAACCUCAGGAAGAGCAACUGAGGACCACACAAGUUACUGAUGUUUUGUGCUGGACUGUUAUAUUGUGGAGUGUUUCUAACAUUCUGACCCCAUGUAUGUAAAUGAUGUAAAGGACAAAAAACAGAAACACCACUUAAGUAAUGAAAAUAAGAAUUAAUUUACAUAUUUCCUACAUUGUCUGCAAAAACACAAUAUUCUAAACUUUGAAAAGUCAGAACAUGUGUAUUAAAUUGCAAUGGCUUGUAUAGGUGUACCUUAAAGUGGCCAGCUAGUAUAUUUAGUAGGGAUGCACAAUAUUGGAUUUUUUUGCUGAUAUCUGAUAUGUAACAACUCAUUUGAUCAAUAAUCAAUACUGAUAUUGAUAUAUCCACUUUUUCGCCUAUCUAAUUUUCGUGAUCAUCAAGUCUCUUCUGUAGUAGAAUUAACAUCAUAUUAUGCAUGCAUACCCAUACUCGUAUGAUGGCCCACCAGCAGAUGGAGACAUGAAAAAGAAUGCUUUAAAAAUGCAUGUAAUAUUAAUUCAUCAUGCAAAUUAAGAAAAAGCAUGUUGGCUGAUUCUAAUAGUUCAUUUUAAAGCCAAUAUCGGUCAACACUGAUGACUUGCCGAUAUUAUCGUACAUCCCUAAUAUUUAAUAUUUUAUUUUUUGUUUGUUUGGGGUGCUCAGGGAACAUGUCCUCUUCAGAAUUUAGAACAUAUGCAUUAAAAUAAAUACAAUACAAUACAACAAAAACAUGAAACAUGACAAAAUUAAAGUCCUUUUUACCAUAAAUUGAUGCAAAAAAAAAAUAAAAAAUGCAAGAAGCCAAGUAUGUGAUGCUCAACAUUUUCUGGGGGACUUCUAGCCCUCCCAUUUUAAGUGUCUUUCCCAAUGUUGAAACGAACCCUACGCCCUUGGAUGCGAUUCAAAAAGUCUUUUAGAGAGCUCAAUAAAUGAUGUCAUCAGAGACGUCACGGCAGGAAGUGGUCCAUUGAAAGUGAACGGGAGAGGAGAGUUUGUGGGGAAAGGAUGGAUGGAUGCCAGCACACACAGCCUGUGAUACAAUGAAUACAUCUCGUCUAAAUAAAAAAAAAAGUUAAAAAAAAUACAGUCUAUAGUGUAGGCUUACUACUAAUAGUAAUAGUAAUAAUAAUAGCCUACUAAUUAUUAUUAUUGUAGGCUGAUAAUUAUAGAAAUAACACAAGUAAGUAAAAAUUGGUUGGUUUAAAAAGGAAAAAACUAAAAUGUCAGUACUUGUAGUAGGCCUAUAAUUAGAUUUGACUUUGAGUUUUAUUUUAAAGGACGUUCAGCAUACAUAGCCAGAGCUUCACAAACAAUACCUGUGUGUGUAAAUCCCAAAAAAGUCCAUUCAACAUGCACUUUAAUCUCACUAGUGUGAUAAAAACAUUAAGAGAGGUUUCCAUCCGUGGAGGGAACAAAGAGUUGAGUGUGUUGAGCUGAAGCCCGCUGUUGUUUUUAGCCACAGUCACCCCCUGCACCCCCGCCCCAUCUCUGCUGCUGCCUCCUUUUCAUUUGCUGCCUUUCUCAUCCCGCCUGUGUGUGUGCGCCGCAUCCAUACCAAGAUCCUCUGACUCCUUCUCCACAUGUCCCCGCAGCUUGCAUCGGAUUUCAUUACAUAAUUGAGCUCGUAUCACCUCAGAAACACGGGGCUCACGUCGCGUCUGACUGACAGCUGAUCGGCGCUUUUACGGGUAUUGCUGCUCCACCCCUCCACCCAUAAGAUCUCUCCAGCCUUACACACACUUCUGCCAUGCAGGAGGUGUAACCCUCCUCCCUCUUCUUCCUUGUGCACUAUCGGAGGAGACCUUAGACAGAAAAAAAAAAUCCCAACCUGUAACCAGUCAAGAUGUCAGACCAAGAUGCCUCUUCACCGGCAGACCAGGCGCUGCCGCUCACCUCGCCCCGAACCCCCCUGCAGCUCUCCUUUCCCUUCAUGAGGGAGGGCAGUCGGGUUUGGGAGAGGGAGAGGAAACCACCGCAGCCUGGAGAGCUGCCCAGCCCACUGCCCACCAAACGCACCCGCACAUACUCAGCGACAGUGCGAGCCAGAUCAGGUCCAGUGUUUAGAGGGGUGUGUAAAAACUUCUCCAGGUCUCAGGGUCAUGGAUUCAUACGUCCCUCUCAUGGAGGAGAGGACAUCUUCGUCCACAUCUCUGACAUCGAUGGAGAGUACGUGCCUAUGGAAGGGGACGAGGUCACGUACAAGGUGUGCCCCAUCCCUCCCAAGAACCAGAAGAUCCAGGCUGUCGAGGUGGUGAUCACCUACCUGAAUCCAGGCACCAAGCACGAGACCUGGUCAGGCCAGAUCAUCAGCUCCUAGACCAGCGCUCUGAGCCGCAAGGCUGCAAAAGCAAAGGGGGAUUUAGUCUUAGGUUUUAUUCUUUUUGGGGUGUUAAGUUUCGAAUCAGGUCUGGGGAAGAGGGAUCAGAGUGUGGCGUGUCGCGGAGUUCAACCUAAGGUGGCUUAGUUAUUUAGUAGCGUUGGUGGAAGUUUGAGUUUGAGGUUAGCGCUGGAAAUUAAACUUUGAAUGUAUUCGUUUGAAUGUUUUUCUUUGAUGGUCAUGAUUUGGGUUUGAAUGUUUUAAUUUGAAGGUUAGGGUUCAGGGCUUGGUGAUAGAAAUUUUAUUUUGACUUAAGGGAUAUAUUUUAGUUGGGAAACCAGUGGUUUAGAGGGGAGCGGUUUGUCUUCAGUGAGAUGACAGAGGCCGAAUCACAUUUUGAGAAAAUUUGACCCAGUUCGCUAUAUAAAUACACUCCAUUUGUGCACGACAAACAGAAGAGUUUAAAGUUAAAAUCUCAAAGAUUUUAAUUUAAAUUGUUUGUUAAGUCCAAUCACCAAAUGAGGUAACACAAUAGUGACUGAGCCUAUAGCCCACUACGAAAGCCCUUGCAUUUGCAGUAUCAUGUGUCUGUGGCGACCAGUGUUCGGCGUACUACCAUUACUACUGUAGCUACUGUCAUCACAUUACAUUUGUCUGUAAUGCAGUAAUCUAAUGCAUUACAGUUCUAAAUUCAGUAAUCACAUUACAGUUACUAAUCAAACAAUCAUGUUAUGUUUACAUCACAUAAGUUCUUCAAUUAUCUGCAUAAUGGGCUGAGAGAAAAAGGUUAACCAACGUGCUGAAAAACGAUUUUAGAGGCUCCUUCUCAUUAAGUAUAACCUGUUAUUGAGUAAUACGUCAAAUGCAGCCAACUAAUCUACCGUAAAGCCUUGGUUUGGUGAGCGAGUGUUCAAUGCAGUUCAUAUGCUGUUUAAAUGUGUUUUUUGUGUGUCUGUCAUCAUGUAUUGGUCUUAAGAAGGCCAGUCACUUAUAUUUUUUAUUUAGGCAAUUAAUAUUUGUUCAAUGCGGUUUUAGGAAACCAAACCUCUUUAUAUAUUGAUAUAGUUUCAUUUUGAGGCAGUUACAGGCAGUGCCAUCCUGAUUCUCCUGAUUCUUGUUUGGUGCUGAUAUGUGGGCACAUGUGAGGUUUAACGUUAAUUUGUUAACUUGCAAAUACACCAGUCAGCCAAAACAUUAAAACCAUUGGCGGGUGAAGUGAAUAACAUUGAUCAUCUUGUAACAGUGCAAUGUAUUGCUGGAAAACCUUGGGUCCUGGCAUACUCUUCACCUCACUUGUGUGUGAAGCUGCGUACUCAGUUUUCCAGUCUCUGCUGGAGAAACAGAGAUCUUCAAGCUUAUAAUUGAAGUUCAAAGGGACCAGCUCGAUGGAGUUGUGAAUUUCAGUUCCAUUUCUGUUCCCCUUCUUUUUACAUCUAAGCCACCAACUGAUGUAAAUGACACACCACCACUGCCAAAAGUCAUGCGACAUGUAUCCAGUUAAAAAAACAAACGUACAAUUAGUUCAGCCAUAUUGUGUCUGAGUUUACAAAGCCAGAUGGAGACGGUUGCCUCACAGCAGAACAUCACAUCAAAAGGAAAUGAAGGAAAAUUACAUUUGUAACAUUUGCUCCCUUUGUUGUUUAUGAUCAGGCUUGUUAAGGCACAGCUGCUCGGAUCUGCCUUCAUCUCGCUGCCUUCAGAAAACAUUUUAAGAUGCUUUGAGGUACCACAAAACCCUGCUAGUGCAUGGCUGCCAGACGGAAACAAUCAAUGCACUUACAGAGGAAAGCAUCUUCGACAAAGAUCCCAAUAGCUCUUAAUGUGCUUCAGCCUCAAGAGUUGCGAUAAGCUCUAUGUGUAAGGAAUUAUUCUCCUUCUUAAUAUUGUAGCACUACUGUAUUUUGUCUACUCGGCCAGUGUAGAAAUCCAGUAUUAUUGUAGCCAGCUCCUAUGACGGUCUUAAGUUUGGGUGGUAGAGACGGUAGAUGGACGUAGUGUGGGCCUGCCACUGGGAAACCAGGCCAGAGGGAUUUUGGUUGGGGAAGGAAACCGGAGAGGGAGGAAGGUCAGGGAAUGGGCAGAGGAUGGAGUGAUUGUCCGUAGAUGUACUUGAGCACUGAUACAGCUUGAUUUGAAAUGUUGCAAAGCACGCGUAAUCAGGAAGACAGUGAUUAAAGUCAGCAGUCAAAAUAAGGCGAUAAAAGGAAAAUAGCUGAAGAAGAUGAGCUGCUGAUUAUUUAGGUGGAAGGUUGAACACGGGGGAGUCCGCUAAGUUUCAUACGUCACGGCAAACGACUGUGAAAAAAAAAAACAGCAGCAAAAGCUUCCUGGUGUAAGUUUAAAAAGACUAUUUAUUUAUUGACUUAUUUAUUUUCAUUUGUAACUAUGAGACCAUCAGGUGGUAAUUAAAAGCUGCAUUUAUAAGUACUUGUGCAAAUUUAAGCCUAUUUGAAUACACUGCACACCUCACUCUAAUGAUACUACCCUGUUGAUAUCCCUUUGCUACUGUCAUGUCAUCAUUGACAGGCAGAAAAAAAAAAAAACUUUCCAAACACAAGUUUCUAAUUUCUACAUAAUCCUUGUCUAAUUUUUAAUAACUGUGUGAUGUUCAAAAUAACAAGCAGUUUUUGUUGUUUUGGAAAUCGGCAUGUUCUGUGCUGUUUGUUGUGUUUUUAUUUUUAUUUUUACGUAGAGUGUGUUGAUGCUGUUUCACCCUGCAGUAACACAGCUGGAGCCUUCAGAGAGGCGUCGUCAGGUCUCCCAUGCAUCUUUGAUGUUUCGCCAUGAGUGUGACUUUAACGUCAUAGUAACACACUGCAUCUGUUUGGUUUCUCUCCUGUGAGAGAAACACGUUUGAUUGUGUUCGCAAGCACUUUUAUUUUUGUCAAAUCACUGUGACGCUGUCUUUUGUCAUUAAGAUAAAGUUUCAAUAAAACUUACUACUGUAUUCAC